AUGGAUACAGAUUUCAUGGCAUACAGAAUUUACUGCUACACCGGGUGUAGCAAUAUGGAGCGGGAUUUCUGACGGCCUCGGAAGUGACAGUUCCAUGCCCCGGAAGCCUUACACGUUGCUGUUAUCGGUAUUAUGGCACCGCCGCUAUCCCGGUUCUGUCCGGUUUGACCAGCCAUGGCGGAACCACCGCGGGAAUCCCCGUGUAGUCUGACCAUACCGGUUGCGCGGAGCGGACCCCCCAGCCCGGGCCUCUCCUGCUCCGGACCCCGAAGUCCCCGCAGUCCCGGACAUCAAGAAAUUACCGGUAAAACGGCCGGAAAAUGGGUCCGCCUGAACGUGGGCGGCACGUACUUCCAGACCACCAAACAGACCUUGUGCCGGGAGCCCAAAUCCUUCCUGUACCGCCUGUGCCAAGAAGACCCGGACCUGGAUUCAGACAAGGAUGAAACUGGAGCCUAUCUGAUUGACCGUGACCCUACCUACUUUGGGCCAAUCCUGAAUUAUCUACGACAUGGGAAGCUAAUACUCGGCAAAGAAUUAGCAGAGGAAGGUGUGUUAGAAGAAGCGGAGUUCUACAACAUUGCGUCAUUGGUCCGGCUAGUAAAAGAGCGCAUUCGAGACAAUGAGAAUCGAACUUCACAGGGUCCUGUAAAACAUGUAUACAGAGUGUUACAGUGCCAGGAGGAGGAGCUUACACAGAUGGUGUCCACCAUGUCUGAUGGGUGGAAGUUUGAACAGCUUAUUAAUAUUGGUUCUUCCUACAACUAUGGGAAUGAAGACCAGGCUGAGUUUCUUUGUGUCGUUUCCAGAGAGCUGAACAACUCUACUAAUGGAUUGGUCAUUGAACCCAGUGAGAAGGCGAAAAUUCUUCAGGAACGAGGAUCUCGGAUGUAAGGAAGAACAUGGACUGGAAUCUAAUUAUCAGCUCUGUCCAGACUGUAACCAAAGCCCUCACUGCCGGCCGAGCUCAUGCGCUGUAUUCCUCAGUGAUCCCCUUGUCCUCAGCAGGCCUUAACACCCCCAAAAUAAAGAGGGGAACCUUGUGAACAUAGUAACACAGACAUUGUCUUCUCUUGUGGGCCUGUGCUUUGUAUUUUCAGGUUAUGUAGGAAUGAUGUCAGUUAUUGUGGGGUGCAAGUGUUUGGGGUGGGAGGUUAAAAUCUGCUUGUUUGCAGCUACAUGUGUAUUUUUUUUUUUUUUUUUUGUGUCCUUUUUCUGUGGCCUGUCAUCGUUUUCUGCUGUGCUCCAAGGACUUGCCGGAACCUGGCAUGUUCACUGCCUUUCUGCUUCAUAGUGGAUUCUCUGGCCUUCCAAUUGAAAUCUCUUCCUUUCUGACAGUUGCCAAAAGUCUUUCUGUUUCCUGUCUCUAGGGCUGCUUACAGGGCAGUCUUGUCCUCGGCUGUGCUAUUAUCGAGGAACCAUCUCCUAGAGACUCAUGUUUGAUACAUGCAGUUCUACAUACAGCUGGAUCUCAAGAAACAAAAUUACGACAAUUGUGGACUUUUACUGAAAUGAUAAUUUUUACAGCACAGAAUGCUGCUUAUACCCCCCAUGGUUACUAUUCAGCAAUUCUUAUUAAGGGAGCAUAUAUAAGGUAUCUACAGUGCAUGCAUAUACUUACAGUACGUAGCAUGGUAUUGUGUCCAGUUUGCAAGCAGGGUUGUGGAUAUUGUCUCAGUUUGGAUUGCCAGCCUCAGGCUGCUUUUUCAUUGAGCAAAGCACAAACUUUCUUAACAUUCCUUCUGUACAGAGAAAAGAUGUGGAGCCAAGUAAUUUAUGUUGUUGAUGUGGAUGUAAAAAUUUGUCUUGCAAGAACUGUUUCAUUGCCAAAGCUAGUUUGUAAUUUUGAAUGUGUCAUCUCUCUCCUACACUCCUCUCCUACCUUUAACUGUGGCUGCCAAGUUAAUCUGUUUGCAGUAUGCCUGUACAUAGUACAAUACAUUAUUUGUAUCUAAAAAGCAUAUCUUUGUUAUGAUAUUGAAAAGGGAAGAGGUCAGCACACUGCAAUUACUCAAUGAUGAAAUCAUUUUUUCUUUAAGCUUCAGUAGAUAACAGAGAGAUAAAAUAUAUUUGUAUGAAGGUAUCUAGCGUGAUAAUACUAUGCCGCUGCACCGACUUUUACUCACACCUGUUGGUUCUUGCAUACUUUAAGGCGGACUUGCCAUUAAAAUAAUUCAGAAGGUAUGAAUGCGGGUCACUGGAUCCAAAGUUAGUGAAACUGAACUAAGUGGAGUAGGGACUGUGCUGAAGAGCACAAUGGCAGCCUCGAACCACAAAGAGGGCUCUAAAUGGUGCUUUGGACGGUACCCAGGUUGUUUAGGAAAGACAAGUGCAUCACUACUAGUUUUGAAGUCCGCUGCUAAAGCCUGUUUGCAGCGCAAUAAACGAUUAAUUCAG
This is a messenger RNA of Rana temporaria (common frog), 2397 nucleotides long. RefSeq names its product potassium channel tetramerization domain containing 2 (gene KCTD2). NCBI's taxonomy places the organism in Eukaryota, Metazoa, Chordata, Amphibia, Anura, Ranidae. Bases 175 to 894 code for a protein of 239 amino acids. Gene Ontology annotation, cellular component: Cul3-RING ubiquitin ligase complex; cytoplasm. Gene Ontology annotation, biological process: protein homooligomerization; proteasome-mediated ubiquitin-dependent protein catabolic process. Gene Ontology annotation, molecular function: cullin family protein binding. The transcript has 6 exons. The record is from RefSeq and is a predicted model, not a curated record.